Anarrhichthys ocellatus (wolf-eel) is the source of this 6442-nucleotide messenger RNA. It is a transcript of the gene fig4a, whose product is annotated as FIG4 phosphoinositide 5-phosphatase a. Gene Ontology annotation, biological process: phosphatidylinositol dephosphorylation. The coding region runs from base 583 to 3414 and encodes 943 amino acids. The record is from RefSeq and is a predicted model, not a curated record. The transcript has 22 exons. Gene Ontology annotation, cellular component: intracellular membrane-bounded organelle. NCBI's taxonomy places the organism in Eukaryota, Metazoa, Chordata, Actinopteri, Perciformes, Anarhichadidae. Gene Ontology annotation, molecular function: phosphatidylinositol-3,5-bisphosphate 5-phosphatase activity.
CAGUACCCCCGAGACGCGGGAAGGUGCGAGCGCCCAUUCAUCGCUGCUCGCAGCUUUAAUUUCUUAUUGAACCUCUCUGUCUGCCCAUUUUAACCGAACAGUGGAUGAACUGACAGUCUAACUAUUGUGAACAAAGAGGGCUCCAUAGGAUAUUGUGGAACAGGACAAAAUAGCUCUAAUGGUUGCGGACUGUACUGAUACAAGGUGUUCCAAUGUAAUAGUCUUUAGAAGAUGGAACAUCUUAAGCCAUCUCCCAACCCAUUGUGAGAAAAAUAAUGACUUGAAAGAAAAAGUCGUACAAGAAAGACACAAAUCUUAACAAUGCACACAAAAUAUGUGCUGUGCCCAAAUGUACUCUGGACUGUAACUACUCUAAAUCCAGUGUAUAUUCUCAUAUACAAGUAUAUGAUGUGUGGAUUCCCUUUGUGUGUAAUUUCACAGGCUUCUGGUACAUUACUUUCUACUUGGGUGGCUCAUUGUGGAGAGAAAACAUUGCACAUUAUAGGAAAAAAAGGCCUGAAGACAGUGAGACUUUAACAAUAGGCCUGUACAUAGACUGUUUAUGUCUACAGAAAUUAGAAAAUGUGUAAGACACAUUUUGCUUCUGUGUUUUCAUGCAAUCACACACGUAAAAGGAUUAUUCUUGUAAUCAGUGUGCACAUAAUCAGAAGCAACCAUACGGCAAACACCAGCUCUGCAAUCACGUAUCAUAGUUAUAAUGUAUAUUGCUUUUAUCUUUCUUUCCAGAGGUAUUUUUUGGUGGGGACCAAUCAGGCACAGACCAAACACAGAGUCCUGAAGAUUGACCGCACAGAACCUAAGGACCUGGUCAUUAUUGAUGAUAAGCAUGUGUACAACCAGCAAGAGGUCCGGGAGUUGCUGGGCCGCCUGGACCUGGGAAACCGCACCAAGAUUGGCCAGAAGGGUUCCUCGGGCCUGUCCAGGGCUCUCUCAGCCUUUGGCAUUGUGGGGUUUGUACGUUUCCUCGAAGGGUACUACAUUGUGUUGAUCACCAAGCGUAGAAAGAUGGCCGACAUCGGUGGCCACUCCAUCUACAAAAUUGAAGACACCAGCAUGAUCUACAUCCCCAAUGACUCGGUCAGGGUUACACACCCCGAUGAAGCAAGAUAUGUGCGGAUCUUUCAGAACGUGGACUUAUCCAGCAACUUUUACUUCAGCUACAGCUAUGACCUGAGCCAUUCGCUGCAGUACAACCUGACUUUACUGCAGAGGCCUUUUGAACUGUGGUCGUCACCAACUUCCUCCACUGAGGAAGAGGUACAAAAACAGAGCAAGCAUGACAGCUUUGACAUCUUUGAAGAUGAGGGUCUUCCUACGCAGGUGGUUUACGGCCUCCAGAAUGAGCCGUACUCCAAGUACGUGUGGAACGGGAAGCUGCUGGAACGAGUCAAGGACAUAGUGCAUCAUGACUGGCUCAUGUAUAUAAUCCACGGCUUCUGUGGCCAGUCCAAGCUUCUGAUCUACGGCCGACCGGUUCACGUCACCCUCAUUGCCAGGCGCUCCAGCAAAUUUGCCGGGACCCGCUUCCUCAAAAGAGGAGCCAACUGCGAGGGGGAUGUGGCCAAUGAGGUUGAGACAGAGCAGAUCAUCAAUGACGCCUCAGUGAUGUCUCUCACAGCAGGAAGUUACUCCUCAUACGUCCAGGUGCGAGGUUCAGUCCCGCUCUACUGGUCCCAGGACAUUUCCACCAUGAUGCCGAAACCCCCAAUACGAUUGGACCAAGCUGACCCAUAUGCCCACGUAGCUGCGCUCCAUUUUGACCAGAUGCUGCAGCGUUUUGGCUCUCCUAUCAUCAUCCUCAACCUGGUCAAGAAACGAGAGAAAAGGAAACAUGAGAAGAUUCUGAGUGAGGAGCUCUACCCAGCUGUGCUCAACCUAAAUCAGUUCCUCCCUCCAGAGAACUGCAUCGACUACAUUGCCUGGGACAUGGCCCGCUACACCAAGAGUAAAUUGUGCAACGUUCUGGACCGUCUGAGUAUGAUAGCAGAGAACGUGGUUAAGCGCACAGGUUUCUUCAGUAAUCGCGCCGACUUCUACUGUCAUACCAUCAGACCAGAUGACAGGUGGCGAGAUGUAGGUGGACACAUCACAGCCAGUGGACGGGUGCAGACUGGUGUGUUGCGGACCAACUGCGUGGACUGUCUGGAUCGGACCAACACUGCCCAGUUCAUGGUGGGAAAGUGUGCGCUGGCCUAUCAGCUUUAUGCACUGGGAAUGAUUGACAAGCCCAAACUCCAGUUUGAUACUGACUGUGUGAGGUUGUUUGAGGAGCUGUAUGAGGACCAUGGAGACACUUUGUCGCUGCAGUACGGUGGCUCCCAGCUGGUCCACAGGGUCAAGACCUACCGCAAGAUCGCUCCCUGGACACAACACUCUAAAGACAUCAUGCAGACGCUGUCGCGCUACUACAGCAACGCUUUCUCAGAUGCUGACAGACAGGAUGCCAUCAACUUGUUCCUCCAAGUCUACCAGCCAUCAGAGUCCAAGCCACACCUGUGGGAGCUGCCCACUGACUUCUACCUGCAUCAGAAGAACAGCAUUGCCCUCCCCCAAGACAGACGCAGUUACACACUGUGGUGGUCAGCAGGAAUCUUGUCCUACCUUCCUGUGGCCUAUGAUGAAGUCUCCUGUGAGGACAACAUGAAGAAGAUCCAAGUGAAGAGAGUAAACCGCUUUGAGGAGAGUAUCGACAUCUACACAGAAUUCUUCAAGCCUUACGAGCUUACCUCCUUUGAUGACACAUUCGGCAUCGCCAUGACCAACUCUGCACGGGAAUUUAUGCCCAAGACAGUAGGAGUAGAUCCAAGCCCAUUCACAGUUCGAAAGCCAGAGGAAACGGGAAAGUCAGUGCUGGGCAACAAGAGCAGUAAGGAGGAGACGCUGCUCCAGAGGAAAACUGCAGCCAGCGCCCCUCCUCCUCCAAGUGAAGAGGCUAUCAGCAGCACAUCGGAGGACGACUCAGAAGAGGACCGUGACGAUGACGGAUCCGUGUCCCAACGCUCUACCCCGAUCAAACUGCUAACCGAGACCGGAGAGAGCACUCGAACACAGGAGGAGAUCCAGCAGCAGUCGGUUAAGGAGCCCUAUGGGCUCAAUCUGGCUGCGUUUCCUGCUGAGAAAGACCUGCUCAUUUACCAAAGGUUUGCACAUCUGGGCGAGAGCCAGCACAGGGUGGAAAGAACCGAACGCAUAAACCUGGCAAACAUCAUCUGCUUAGAGCCGGUGUCCUGCUUCCCGGAGGACAGCAUCUACGGCCUUUCUCCGCCGCAGGUCGACAGAGACAGCCGCGAGGAGUUUGAGAGCCAUGUGUUGAUGGGUCAGGGCCAGUUGAGGGUGCUGUGCAGGGAGGACAUGCUGAUGUACAGGGAGUACGUCAAGAACAGAUACAUGUAAGACACGGACAACAUGGACUGGAUCUCUGCUACCAAUAUAUGCAAACCCAGAUUGGCAGAUCCAAUCCCGUCACAUACUUCCAUUUUGACAUGACAUUUUUUCUUGCAUUUGUGAAUACAUUUAACUUAAUGAAGAUAAUGGCGCAUGUACCACCCAUGUGUCCUACAUUUGGACCACGUUGAUUUCUUUUUCUUUUUAACAGGCUACCUAUAUGGUGCUUUUUUUAUUUAUUUCAAUUUUAAUUGCAACUCUUUUAAUAAACUAUUUAAUUACAUGUAUGUUUUGGACUUGUAAAUUCUUAAGUGUUUUGAAUCUUAAAUAAAUUUAGUUAAUUUAUCAGAGAACAGCUAUUUGCUCUGUUCAGAUAUAGCGGUGGAGUAAUGUCUACCUGAGCAGAGAGCACUCUCCCUCUGUGUGUUGUCACAACGCGCUCGUCACCCUCCGGGUCCCCCUCAGGUCAGCACUGUUUGCACUGUCGCCAUUGUUUGCACUGCUCCCGAUGCUAGCACCGUUAGCUGCUAGCCGCAGGCUCAGCCGUCGCCAUGUUGUGGAGACAAUAGAUAUGAUCUGAAUCCCAUAUUUAACACCUUUUUAAAUGUUGGAAUUAAUUCAAUGAUGGCAGGCCCAAAUAUUAUGAUGAUUUAAUAUUCCACCUGAGAGUUUAGCUUUAUUUUUUAAAUUGACUCUGUUAAACCAUCGUGCCAUGACGGGGAUAUACAUUGUUUUGUUUUAAUUGCUCUCAAAAGCUUUUUGGAACAACAGUUUUAAGCCCUCUUUGCACGGGACUAGUAUCACCAGGGGGCCUCGUAUAAGUGAUGGCAGACAACCUCCACAAUUAAUACAGAUCACUAGAGGUCCGCAGGGAAUACUGGUCCCCCGCAUAUGGGGGCUUGACAUGAUGUAAAUCCUUCAUGUACUGUAAAUGUAUAUCCAGACGAAACACAUCACUGAUGCUUUGACAUUGUGGGGUUUAAGUCAUUCUUAGUUUACCAAACUGCACACAGAUUUGUCUAAAGCUGAUUAUUAUGUACACCAGUUAAAAAUCAAACAUUUAUUUAUGAACACAAUGUGCACUUUUCUAAAAUUCCCCCCGCUUUGCUCCUCUACUUUAAUGUCUUUUAUGUAUUGUUCAUCACAAAAAAACGUCUCUUCCCUCCAACUGUCCUCUGCUUUAUUUUUCACGCGUUAUUCAGCCUUUUCACUUUAGUUCCGUCUGUCACACUUACUCCCUGCUCUCACGCACUCUUUUUGCACUCAGCUUUCAACCACAGGUGUCAGGAAAUGUGAAAUACGAUGAACACUGUAUUUCCUCUAAUGCACUAUACACAUGCAGUCAGCAUAGUGCUCGACCACUGGUCUCUGCAUCAGUGCCUCGUGAGGACGGGGGGGGUGGUGAGUGGUGCUUCAGCAUGUGAUGUUGUAGAGAACGGCACUAGGACUUAAAAUGAAUAAGCUGCAUUUAUAAGCAAAUGAACUCCAGAUGACGGAUUAUGCGUCAUAUUUUCAAAUUUGCAGCGGCAUUGUUCUUAAUUGGAGUGACUAGAAUACAACCAGGAAUUCACCUAAAGAGAAGACGGUCUCUCACUUCGCAGUCUGUGUCCUUCAGUCCCCUUUUUUCCUCCUUUGGAAGCUCCUCAGCUGACUCAAGAGGCUUUUACCUUUCUACUCUGAUGGUUGUUCGCUGGAUAAGACCACUAGAGGAAUAUACUGUAGAUCAAGUCCGGCUGCUUUGCUUUUGUUCUGACCCGGGAUGCUUUCGAAUUUUGAGCAUUCCUGAUCAUGACCAAUCGUUGUUUGUUUGCUAGAAAGAAUGAAGUAGUAUAAAGGGUGGUAAGUAUUUUUCACAGUGAGUUGAGAAGACCCCAACCGCCGAUGAAAUGUUUGACUGGACAUCAAAAACUUCAAAAACAAAACAAAAUCACUUAAAUACAACUGUGGGUGUGAUUUUACCUUUUGCAAUAUUCGUAAAGGUUGAAUUCAGGCUAUGAAAGACCUUUCUGGAUGACAUACUGGUAUUAAACUUAAGAUCCACCAUCCGUGAUCACAAGUGUUUCAUUUCUCAACAUAAUGUUAUUAGCAAUCAUGUAAUUAUCAUAAAAUCGAUGGUCGAGAUGACAUCUGCCGAGAAGCAGGUACAGUACGGUCGGUCAGACGUAUCCGAAUAUGUGAUUGUUCCUUUUGGGGUUGGGUUCUUUUCGUUUUCAAGGUGUGUGUGUGUGUGUGUGUGUGUGUGUGUGUGUGUGUGUGUGUGUCUCUGUCUGUCCCUGGGUGAAAACGUUUCCUCUUGUGAGAAGUAUUAGAUGUUUGUGGGUAAAUGAAUUGAGGUGUUAUGUCUCUUCAGUAAACGUGUUCCUGCGACGUGUCCGUUCAGCUGUCACAGAUACAUUUCAUCUCCACCAAUCUCUUAAUGUAUCUGGUAAAGGGUGUGCUUGUGCUCUAGCUUGUGAGAGCAUGUGUGCACUCUUGGAAAAAGGAGAGCACUGCUGUCUCUGUGUUUGUGGGCAGGGGGACUGUAGGCGGUCGGGGGCUGUUUUGGUCUUUUAAGUAAGGCUCUGUUUUUCUCAUGUGUUGUGUUUAGAAAGGCAGGUGUCUCAUUACAUUGAAACCUCUCAGCAACACAUGGGUAUGGAUGAAUAAAUGCAUCUCGUCACUGAUAUUUUUAAAGGCAGCUUGUUCUCAGUAAUCCUCACAAAAAUAACUGAAUGUUUAAGUGUGUGUGUGUGUGUGUGUGUGUGUGUGUGUGUGUGUGUGUGUGUGGCACCGGGGGUGCAGUGCUUCUAUUGAGGUGGAAAUUUAAUUUGUUUGGUUUCGUCUAUCAUAGAAAACAAUUAUUCCGUAUUUCGGUCUUGUGUGUGUGGUUGGGUAUCUGCCCUGGUCUCUGACAUGAGUCGCUGGGGUCUUCAUGUGACCGCUUAGCUUAUGAAUGAAGACGACCCCCUCUCUGCUGACAAAAGGUGGCCAAACACCUGUUUCCUGGAAACUAAAACUAGUUACCAUAUUGCCAUGCUGCUUUGAAUCUCCCCCUACC